UACGAAGAUUUAUUAAAACAUAAUUAAUUUUCAGAAAUGAAUUGGGCUCUUCUGGUAAGGGUUUCAGGAUGCUUACUUGUAGUCUCAGUGACAAACUGUUUGGGAAAAGAAGAAUCCAAGAGGGAAAAAGCCUCUGAACUGUUGAGCCGUGAAAACAUUGAGAAAAUCAAUGCUAAGAAGGGAAAAAAUAGUUUUUUCCGUUCAAAAGGAGAUGCUACUCCUGAAGAAAAAAUUGCAAAUGACUUGUUUAAAAAGGCUAAGACGUUUACUUGCACUGAAAAAUGCAGCCCAUUUAGUAAAGAAUAUGAGGAAUCACUGGCAAAAAUGGUCCAGCUCUACACUGAAGCUGCAGAGGAAGUUGACAACGACGUUGAUGCUUUUCUAGAAAUAGCUAAAGAUAUUUUCUCCAAAUGCACAAAAAGUAAAGAAGUCAAUGAAGACCUUGUAAAAACUGCAUACAUUAAAGCUUGUAAAAUAAGUAAUAAUACAGAUAUUAAUCAAUUAGAGCUGGACCCUCCAAAGAUAUUUCCUAAUUUGAGAACAGAAAAUAUUAAGAAGGGCGGAGUAGGAUUUAGAGCUGGAGCUGGUGAAACUAUCUGGGAGAAUUUACCUAAAGUUCCUUCACGAGCACAAGCACCUGAGGAUACAAUUGAUUACUUUAGAGAGGAUGAAAAUUUACAUACCAGUCACAAACAAUUUCAUGCUAUACAUGGGGGGAUGCCAAGAGACAAGGAGCACUUUUACUACUUUCAUAGACUGUAUUUGUAUAGGUAUUUUGAUGAAAGAGAUUCUGAAGGUCUUCCUCCUGUUCAGCCGUUUAGUGCUGCAUUAAGGAAUGAGGAGUUUAACUCAUAUUAUUCCCUAACUCCACAGACUGAUCCCUCUGGAUUCUUAAGUGAACAACACUCAAGCAACACUCCAACAUGCAGGAUAACUCAAGCAACAAAUGGUGUACUAGCACGACUUGAAGCCCGCUGCAACAGUAAACUAGCUGAAAGAAAUGACAACUUUGAUGCAUUCUUUGAAGAAUGUAUAGACUAUCAUAACAAUGGCCAUAAUUUGAUCAGCGCGGAUUGCAUUGUUGACAAAAGCAAAGUUGGACUAAUCGGGAAUACGCCAGUUGCUGGAAGAGAUCCCAUAUUUUACCGGUGGCACUAUGAAGUUGACAACAAAUACGAAACCUUCCUCAAAAAUCAACCAGCAUACACCAGAGAACAAAUAUUACCACCAGGUGGUCUUGUGGUGACAAGUGUUGAGCUACAAUCCAGAUGCUCAAGUCCUAACCAGGUUGAAACAUUUUGGGAAUCUGAGGGUUCAAAAUAUCAACUCAAUCACAUGCCAUUCCAUUUUAAUAUAAGACUAAGAAAUGGGAAUGGCUCAUCCAAUAAAGUAAUAGUAAGAAUUUAUUUAGUAAAUGAAAAAUUUUUAUCCAACAACAAAUUUUAUUUUGAGUUGGACAGAUUUACACACACUCUGUCAGGAGCUAAUGAAGAAACAAUUGUUAGAGCGGACAAUCAGAGUUCUCUGAUUUGGGGAAGUCGGGAUGAUUGUGGUUGGCCUCCAUCUCUUGUAUUACCUAGAGGAAAGAGUCAGCAAGCAGUAAAAUACAGGCUAGUUGUAUUUGUACAUGAUCUUCCUGAUCAAUCCGUUAAUGAAGGAGAUAUUGCAUCACUACUAUGUGGCCCAAGAGGGGGAGUUUUGGAUCCACGUCCCAAUGGGUGGCCGAUGCAGAGAGACUGGCAAGGAAUAAACUUUUUAGAUGUCAUUAACAAUCAAGAUGAAGCAUUUGGACAAAUUUCUACCACUGUUGAAAUAUUUAAUCGGGGUUUGAAUCCAACUGGUUGUGGUGAUGCUCAAUUUACUAACAAUGGGCAGACAACUCCAGCACCAUCUGCCUCUGCUAAUGACUCAACAUCUUCUGAAUCAGCAAGUACAGAAUCUCCUUUAAGAUCAGAUGCAGUGACCUCAACACAAUCACCAGACGCUGGCCUAAGUUCUGAAACAUCAUUAGAAUCAUCAUCCAAAUCAGCUUCAACAAGUUCUGACUCUGAAACAUCAACAGAAUCAUCAUCCGAAUCAGCAUCAACAAGUUCUGACUCUGAAACAUCAACUGAAUCAUCAUUCGAAUCGGCAUCAACAAGUUCUGAAUCUGAAACAUCAACUGUAGCUUCCUCAACUACAUCCUCUUUUCCUGAUGCUGUUACUGAUUCUACAACAUCAACAGAAGUCACUUUAACUACUUUAUUGACUGAAUCUGAAUUUACAAGUACAACAGCUGAUUCUAAUAAAGAAUCAUCAACCUCAGUUCCUGAUUCUGUUACUAAUCCUGAAGCAUCUACAGAUGCCCCUUCAACUACCCAAAUAACUACCCUUUCAACUGAAUCAGAAUCACCUGCCCCAUAUGGAUCUGAAACAACUGUUCCAGUAGUCCCAUAUGGGUCUGAAACAACUGUUCCUGCAGUUCCAUAUGGAUCUGAAACAACUGUUCCAGUAGUUCCAUAUGGAUCUGAAACAACUGCUCAUGCAGUUCCAUAUGAAUCUGAAACAACUGUUCCAGUAGUCCCAUAUGGAUCUGAAACAACUGUUCCAUUAGUUCCAUAUGGAUCUGAAACAACUGUUCCAGUAGUUCCAUAUGGAUCUAAAUCAGAUGAUAAACCAAGGGGUUACGGUAAUGUACCAAAAGGUUACUCUAGAUAAAUCUUUAAAUACAUUUUAAUUUGCUUAA
Eurytemora carolleeae is the source of this 2725-nucleotide messenger RNA. RefSeq names its product hemocyanin D chain. The coding region runs from base 37 to 2697 and encodes 886 amino acids. The record is from RefSeq and is a predicted model, not a curated record. The transcript has 3 exons. Lineage: Eukaryota; Metazoa; Arthropoda; Copepoda; Calanoida; Temoridae. Gene Ontology annotation, molecular function: oxidoreductase activity.